Xenopus tropicalis (tropical clawed frog) is the source of this 2387-nucleotide messenger RNA. RefSeq names its product origin recognition complex subunit 3 (gene orc3). Gene Ontology annotation, biological process: DNA replication. Gene Ontology annotation, cellular component: nuclear origin of replication recognition complex; nucleus. The coding region runs from base 90 to 2219 and encodes 709 amino acids. The transcript has 21 exons. Gene Ontology annotation, molecular function: DNA binding. The record is from RefSeq and is a predicted model, not a curated record. NCBI's taxonomy places the organism in Eukaryota, Metazoa, Chordata, Amphibia, Anura, Pipidae.
GGAAGCAGUGCUUCCCUUCUACACAUGGGCUGGAGGUGACCCGCACGGCUCCGCCCCCGGAACUUGCUCUCCUCCAAUCAGUGAGGAUCAUGACCACAUCAUCUGUUUCCAAGGGCUGCUUUGUGUUUAAGCCAAGUACCAAGAAGAAAAAGACUUCCUUGACAGUAGCUGACUAUUUUAAUGAAGGUCUUAAGGAUUCUGAAGAUGGCAAAAAACGAUUUGAGAGCUGCCAGUUACUAUGGCAACAGAUGAAAUCUCAGACAGAGCAACUUCAAGAAGAACUGAACAAAAGGCUUUUUGAGAACCUGAUAGGCUUUUUAAGAAAAUCCCACGCCGAUUUUCAUGAUAAGAAAGAUGAUUGGAGCUGCAGGAUGAGAGCAAGUGAGAUUCCAACAGCCGCACUUGUUCUGGGCGUAAAUGUUACAGAUCAUGAUCUUACAUUUAAUAGUUUAGCAGACAUUCUUCAUGAAACUAUCACGCCGUACGUAGUGCUUCUGCAAUCCAAGGAAUGCCCAGGGAUUAAGCAGCUACUUCAGAAGCUCCUUAUACAGCUUAUGGGAAACACUGCAGAUAUUGAGCUUGAUGAAGAAGAAGAGCAAGUGACCAUAUCACAAAGGAAAAUGAACUGCUCUUUGGCCUCCUUGUCUGGCUGGUAUAAAAGGGCCACAAAGAAACCUGCCUCUCCAAAGAAGAAAAGGUCAUCAACCUCUACUCAUUGGGAGUCCCCUCCUGUUGUUGUUAUUUUCAAAGACUUGGAGAGUUUCACAGCCAGUGUCUUACAAGAAUUUAUUGUUAUUAGUAGUGGUUAUGUACAGGAGUUACCACUAGUUCUGGUUUUUGGAAUUGCCACGUCUCCCAUGAUUAUCCACAGACUUCUGUCUCAUUCAGUUUCCUCUCGGCUCUGCAUAGAACUUUUCCAAUCUAUGUCUUGCACUGAGCACCUGGCUACUGUUGUGGAUCAGUUACUUCUUACAAACCACUUCCCCUUCAAACUGAGUGGCAGAGCAUUGCAGGUUCUCAUCACCAUCUUUUUGUAUCAUGAUUUCUCCGUGCAAAACUUCAUUAAAGGACUUCAGCUGUCGGUGGUGGAACAUUUUUACACUCAACCCCUCAGUGUUCUGUGCUGCAGCCUUCCAGAAUCCAGGAAGAGAAUAAAGAACUUAUCACACGCACAGUGUGAAAACAUUCGACAUUUAUCAUCUUUCAUGAGUUAUGUGGAAAGUCAGACACCAGAGAACCAAGUUAAACUUUUGACCAAUGACAGCUUUUUAAAGGAAAUGACACAAGAAUUCCUGGAAAGACUGACUUCCUACCAUGAGAAUUUUACACCGAUCCUGAGAUGCCUCCAUCAUUUUACAUGUAUUCUUCCGAAGUAUCCACUGGGAAAGCAGGUCAGAGAACUUUACUGUGCUUGUCUAGAAAAGAAAGUCUGGGAAACUGAAGACUACAACUCUGCCUUGCUUUUGCUUCGGAUGUUGGCUAAAGAUGAGAUUGUGACUACACUUCAGAAAUGUGUGGCUGUCUUGACACCAUAUUCUGAAAAGGAGCUUGGUCACACAUUAGAGAAGCUAGAGGAAUUCCUAAUCCAUUUCCAGAGUCUCGAAGAAAACACACUAAAUGGGGAGGAUGAAGACACAUCACCACAGAAAGCCCUCCAAAAGAAGACAGACCUGUAUCAGCUUCAGAAGAAACUGUUAGAAAUGAAAGAAACAAGAAGAGCUAAGAAACUCACAAAGUUUGAGAUGCUCCGACAAGAUGUCGUGGACUUUAUAGACUGUAUCGUAAGAGAAUACCUUGUGCCCCCUGAAAUGCUGCCUUUGCAUGAAGUUGUAUAUUUUAGUGCGGCCAGCACCCUUCGCAGACACCUUAAUGCUGCCCCGCGUGUUGCCCUGCACACUGCUCUCAACAACCCAGCCUCUUACUUGAAGACAUUGGAAAACGAGGCUGGAUCUGUUUCCAAUGUAGCACCAGAUAUCUGCAUUGCCUACAAGUUACACCUUGAGUGCGGACGACUGAUAAAUCUUUAUGAUUGGCUAGAGGCUUUUUCAACUGUGGUCCAUGCUGGCGAGGGAAGUGACUCGGAUUCAGCUCAGCAGGUUGAUGAAGUUACCCAUGCUCGCUUUAUAAGAGCUGUGUCAGAACUGGAACUCCUGGGAUUUGUUAAGCCAACCAAACAGAAAACUGAUCAUGUGGCCAGACUGACAUGGGGCGGCUGCUAAUAGAAAACAUUGAACACUGACACUUCUAAUACAUAUAGUACAAUAUGUUACAUCAUCAGGUUUUGCUACAAAAAAAAAUAAAAAUUUGUUUGAUAAAAUCAGUGUUUUUCUGUUUUUUGUAAAUGCUUGUUGCUGAAGUGUUGCAUUAAAGGUCCUUUUGUGCAUUGC